AUGCGCAAGCGCAAAUGUGUGUUCAAUUCAGGACCCCCAACCUUACCCUUGCAUUGUGUCAAAAUAACUGUACCAAUUCUUGUGAAUUUCAGCUAUUGCGGCAUGAAAGGCACUCAGAACAACUUCCUAAGUAGGCAGGAUUGUGAACGAACGUGUUACGUGCUUGAUAAUCCGUGUGCGCUCGGUCCGCCUCAGAUGGGCUUGGACAAUCGUCCAGUGACGUGCUCUAUUGGCAUGAACACUUGUGGAGCCGGCUAUUGGUGUCAUUUUGGAGCCAACCAGCAAACCACAGUUUGCUGCCCUGGACGAGGUAUGUUUUUCACUACGUUUCGAUUGCGGGGAUAUGUGGAAGUAUGUAUGUUUCGGGUGCCUGGGAUGCUGUUCGCAUGGGCGGGAAAUGUCCGGUGGGUGGGAUGA
Cooperia oncophora is the source of this 417-nucleotide messenger RNA. The record is from the annotation of a GenBank genome assembly. NCBI's taxonomy places the organism in Eukaryota, Metazoa, Nematoda, Chromadorea, Rhabditida, Trichostrongylidae.